GCUAGCGCCCUCCAAAUAAUUUACUGGCAUUCCCUUGAAUUCUAUCGGUUGGGACCUUUUAGCUACCUAUCGGCUUUCACAAAAACCUUUAACUAAUGGAGCACGAUGGUUCUGAAGACGAUGGUUUUAUGAGCGAGGAAUUCAGAGCUGAAGAGUUCGAUGAGGUAUACCACGAUGAGGACUCCGAUCCGGACUACGCAGAAUCGGAUGAAGAUAUCGACCCUGCCCUAGGAGCGCUGGACGACUUCACUGAUGACGAGGGCCAAUCCGUUCGCUCCGACGUUGACGACGAAAACAUUUCCCUUAACGCCCUCAAUGAUGAAAUGGAUACCUUCCAUGCAGACCUGCGUGCUGCCAGCGGUUUCAAGAAGCACCGGCGCACCGGAGGCCGUCGCCAAAUCGGGGACGAGAUCUACAGCUUCGAGAUCCGUGGACUCCUCGGCCAGGCAAACUCUGCUUACGCUUUUGGUAAACUGGAUGAAGCUAUGAAACUCGUCAAGCAGAUAAUCCACAUCGAGCCCGGAGUUUACUCAGCGUGGAAGAUCCUCGGCGAGAUAUUCAAGGAGAAAGGGGACAAGCGCAAGUGCUUGCUAGCGUGGCUAACAGCGGCGCAUGCACGGCCUAAGGAUUGGGAGUUGUGGGUUAUAUGUGCUAAGAUGAGUCUUGGCCAGUACGGGACUGAUAAUAGAGCCUAUAAGGAUCAGGCGGUUUAUUGUUAUAAUCGGGCUAUUAGUGCGAAGCCUGACAAUAUUGAUGCCAUCUAUGAUCGGGCCUUGUUGCUCAAGGAGUCGGGGAGCCUAAAUAAGGCCGCUGAGGGCUUUGUGACGCUAAAUAGGUUGCUGCCGAACGAUAUGUCUGUGCUGAAGGAGCUGGCAGGGUUGUAUAUUGAGAUGGACAAAGUUCCUGAAGCGAUUGAGUAUUAUAGGCGCAGUGUGGAAUACUUCAAGGCUACUGGAAACCCGGAUAAUGCUUUUGGAUGGUCUGAGUUGAACAUAUUUGUUGAGUUGUAUUGCCUGGAGAAGCAGUGGGCCAAGGCUAUUGAUACUAUUGGGUCUGUUGGCCGGUGGUUAUGUGGGAGAGCUGUGGAGACAUAUUGGGAUAAGGUCAAUGGAGAUGAUAGAGAAUGGGAUAGUGAUGAUAGGCCCAGGAGGUGCAUGGUCAGAGAGUUUGAAGUUGACCGAUUCCAAAAGGAGUCCUAUUGUCUCCCACUGGAAUUGAGGGUUAAACUUGGUUUAUGUCGAUUGCGACUGGGGAAUAUGGAAGAAGCUAUGCAUCACUUCCAAAUCCUCCAUACCGAAGCCCAGAAUUCCCCCAGCUACAGCGAUCUGUUCCAAGAAGUCGGCGAUGCCCUUUACGGUGGAGGUCACUUUAAUGAAGCAAUCUCUUACUACUCAGUAGUAGUAGAGGGCGCCGUAUAUCUCGACCGCAAACUCUGGUUCAACAUGGCAGACUGCUACAAAGGCCUCGACAACAUUGAAGAUGCCGAAGAUUGCUAUGGCACCGUCUUAGAGGCGUAUCCAAGAGACGAUGAGGCAAUGAUGCAGCUGGCCGGAAUCUAUGAGGUUACGGGUCGAAAGGCGGACGCCCUAGACCUUGUUAAUCAGAUAAUCGGCAUGCGCCGAGAAAAGGAGAAAGCGGAGAAAGCUAUGAAAGUCGUUACGGCGACUGCUCAGCAGACAGAGGAAGCAGAAUCGUUAGCGUUCUUCCCAAAUCAACCCAUUCCCGAGAGGGUUAAGCGAAAGAGAACGGGCAUUCUCGGCGAGGCGGAGAAGAUGGAGAUGAACGCGAAGAGGACGGAGCAAACGGAGAUUCGGUAUAGGAAGUUGGAGUACUUGCGAUCGAGUAUGGAGGCUGGUGAUCCAGAAGCUGUGAAGCAAUGGCUGGAUACAGCAGGAGACCUGGUCGAUGAUUUCCGCAAUACAAGGGCAUUAUACCCUCAUGAGAGGAGAAACAAAUUUAAAGGCUUCAUGACGACUGCGCAGCGAAGAGCACUGGCUCUAGGUGAAACAAGACGAAUUGAGAAGAUGCAGGACCGUCUCAAACAGUCUUUAACUUUUGAAGAAGAAGAAAUCGAAGAACCGGAGCAUCUAUCAAAGUUCCGUGGGCUGGACUUCGACACGUGGCUCUACAUCUUUAUGCAGUACGCCAUCUGCCUCGCGAAAUAUGACAACUACCAAGACGCCUGCGAUGUAUGUAACGCCGCGAAGGACGCAAACGUAUUUUACCAUAGUAAAAAGAGAACCUUCACAAUCUAUAUAACUUGGCUAGCCUGCGCAAUCCACGUCGGCGACAGCGACUCCUGCUCCACCCUCUCCCGCUGGUUUAUGACCACCUUCCAAUUCACAACAGAAGCUUAUAACCUCUUCACGGCGAGCAUAACAGCGAGCAAAAAUGGGCUAGAAGUCUUCCACAACAACGCCAACCAGAAGUACCUCCUGCGGCAGAUCAAAGCAAUGGAUCAAGUGCUAACCGGGGAACGCAAGACCGGGGCGGCAAACCUCACCGGUGAAUGCCCUUCUGGUGGCGCCUCGGGCGAGAAGUACGUGCCGAAGGAAGCUGAUGUCGGCCUCAUCAUGCUGUAUGCGCACAUCUUGGCGAGCGGGAAGAGUUACCUCUCCGCUCUGAACUAUUAUACUAGAGCAUACGCGCUCGUUCCCGGGGAUGCGCUUAUCACAUUUUGCAUCGGUCUGGCGUAUCUACAUAGGAGCAUGCAGCGGCAGAGCGAGAAUAGACAUAUUAUGGUGUUGCAGGGGGUUAGUUUUAUCUUCGAUUAUUAUGACAUCCGGUGUGGAAGGCCCGGAGACCAAGAGGAAGCAGAGAGGGAUGUGAGGCCGGAACAGAGACAGGAGGCAGAGUAUAAUGUUGGGAGGGCUUUUCAUCAUAUUGGCCUUUCGCAUCUGGCCAUACCCUACUAUGAACGUGUGCUUCAGAUCUCGGAGGAGAACACGGUUGAUGGGGACUUGAAGUGGGAGGCUGCGUAUAAUUUGCAGAUGAUUUAUAUGACGAGUGGGAAUACGAAGCUUGCUGCAGAGGUUACGGAGAGGUAUCUGGUGAUUUAGGGGUGGUUGCGAUGGUGUUGCUUGUAGGUAUAAUUACUUUACUUGUGGCAUGCGAUGCGGUGGGAUCUGUAACUUGGCUUAUCAUAGUUCGGUAAUUUUUUCCCUUGUCGAAUUCUCAAAUAUAGGUCGCUGGAGCUAGUGUGAGUUUGACGGGUUGAAAUUGUAUUUUUACACUGUAUUGUUUAUAGCAUGGCGUUGUGUUA
Tuber melanosporum (Perigord truffle) is the source of this 3262-nucleotide messenger RNA. RefSeq lists its product as uncharacterized. Gene Ontology annotation, molecular function: protein binding. NCBI's taxonomy places the organism in Eukaryota, Fungi, Ascomycota, Pezizomycetes, Pezizales, Tuberaceae. The record is from RefSeq and is a predicted model, not a curated record. Gene Ontology annotation, biological process: transcription by RNA polymerase III. The transcript is spliced from 7 exons. Bases 96 to 3059 code for a protein of 987 amino acids. Gene Ontology annotation, cellular component: transcription factor TFIIIC complex.